AUGGCCGCGGCAUUAUUGCUCUGGCUUCUCCGGCCAUUAAAUUUUUUUGUCUUUUUAAUCUUAAUGUUCACAACGUUUGGAUUUGCGUUUUCGGAUCCGGAAUCUGAAGCGUUGUUGAGGCUCAAAAAUUCCUUCAGGAAUGCAGAUAGACUUGAAUCCUGGCACCAUGACAAGCCACCGUGUAAUGAGUCAGAAGAGCAAUGGAAGGGCGUAGUUUGUUUUGAGGGCAGUGUCACGGGUAUUCAGAUUAAUAAUUUGGGAUUGGGAGGAUUGAUUAAUAUUGAUGCCUUGGUUGAGCUUCCUAGUCUUCGUACUAUUAGUAUUGUUAACAAUUCUUUCUCUGGUCAGUUGCCGGAAUUUAAUCGUUUAAGUAAUUUGAGGGCCAUUUACUUGUCGAUGAAUCAGUUUUCGGGUGAGAUACCAACGGAUUAUUUUGGAAAAAUGGGGGGAUUGAGAAAAGUUUGGCUUUCGGAUAAUAACUUUACAGGCCCUAUUCCUACAUCGUUGUUUCAAUUGCCUCAUAUUACGGAGUUACAUCUCGAGAAGAAUCAAUUUAAUUGGACAAUUCCAUCUUUUGAAUUACCAUCUUUGACGCAACUUGACCUAUCCAAUAAUAAAUUGGAAGGGGAGAUUCCGAAUAGUUUGAGGAAAUUCAAUGCAAGUUCCUUUUCAGGAAAUCCGGGUCUUUGUGGCAAAAAAUUGGGAGUGGAAUGUAAUAAGAAGGCUAGUAAUAGGAAGACGCCAAAGCCGCGGCCACAGGCUAAUCCAGAUGCGGCGAAUUCGACGCCAACUGUGUCGGCAAUGAAGAGCAGUCCUGAGCCCCCUGCGGAUAAGGAAGACCAGAAAAAGCUUGUUGCUGCAGCAAUAACAUUAAGUGUGAUGUUUAUUUCAAUUGCAUUUGUGUUUGUACUGAAAUGGAGGAAGAAAGUUAAGGCAUUUGAUGUGCUUGAAAAGGAUCCUGGGAGUGUAAGCGCAGUUGAGCUCCAGGCUUCUGGGUCAUUUAGAAACGACUUGGAGCUGAGCAGGAAGCCAGGAUCAAGUCGCGUCAACAGUAGUCAAGUGAAGAUUGGCAGCGUAGGGGAGUUAGUGAUGGUGAAUGAUGAAAAGGGUGUGUUUGGUUUGCCUGAUUUGAUGAAGGCAGCUGCAGAAGUUCUUGGAAAUGGAACAUUGAGGUCAUCGUACAAGGCACAGAUGGCUAAUGGGACAAGUGUGGUGGUGAAGAGGAUGAAAGAACUGAAUGCAAUGGAAAAAGAAGGAUUUGAUGUAGAGAUUAGAAAGCUUGGAAUGAUAAAACACAGUAACAUCUUAACACCUUUGGCUUACCUUUACAGGAAAGAUGAGAAACUUUUUGUGUAUGAAUUUAUUCCAAAAGGCAGUUUGCUUUAUCUAUUGCAUGGCGAUCGUGGACCAUCACACGAUGAACUCAACUGGCCUACCAGAUUAAAUAUUAUCAAGGGAAUUGCCAGUGGGAUGGAGUAUCUACAUUCUCAACUGGCUUCUCAAGACUUGCCUCAUGGAAAUCUCAAAUCAAGCAACAUCCUUCUAGGCCCUAACAAUGAACCAUUGAUUUCAGAAUAUGGAUUGAGCCCCUUGAUUAGUACUCCCAAUCUUGGACAAGCGAUGUUUGCAUACAAAGCCCCGGAAGUUGUGUCAGAAGGGAAAGUGUCACCAAAAUGUGAUGUAUACUGUUUAGGAGUCGUCAUUCUUGAGAUCCUGACAGGGGAAUUCCCAUCUCAAUAUCUCAACAAUGAUAAAGGAGGGACAGAUGUAGUACGAUGGGUGGCAUCCGCAAUGGCUGAAGGGAAAUUAACAGAAUUGCUUGAUCCAGAGAUUGCAAGUUCAACUGAUUCACUUAAUGAAAUGGAACAACUUCUUCACAUUGGCUUAGCUUGCACCGAAAGUGAUCCCGAGAAGCGCUUAGAGAUGAGAGAAGCAGUACGAAGGAUACAGGAAAUAAAAUCAGCGGGAGAAGGCGAAAGGCCUAGCCAGUUGCAAGAGUUGCCAACGCCUUGAGAUGGCUAUGCAGCUCACAAUAGUAACAAAACUUCAAGGAGGGCAUGGCGAUCAACUGGAGAGAAAUGAAUCAGGCAGCUUUAAUAAUCACAUCAAUAGGCGUUGAGACAGAGAAAAUUAUUUCAUCAGCAUAUCCAAGGCAGUUACUGGAGAAAUACAUGUUGUUCAUGAGGAGAAGAGGCCGAGGUUUCGGCUGCUAAUGUUUG
This is a messenger RNA of Mangifera indica (mango), 2219 nucleotides long. RefSeq names its product pollen receptor-like kinase 3. Gene Ontology annotation, molecular function: protein kinase activity; protein binding; ATP binding. The record is from RefSeq and is a predicted model, not a curated record. The transcript has 2 exons. Gene Ontology annotation, biological process: protein phosphorylation. Lineage: Eukaryota; Viridiplantae; Streptophyta; Magnoliopsida; Sapindales; Anacardiaceae. The coding region runs from base 1 to 2013 and encodes 670 amino acids.